Molecule: messenger RNA, 928 nt
Organism: Phalaenopsis equestris
Lineage: Eukaryota; Viridiplantae; Streptophyta; Magnoliopsida; Asparagales; Orchidaceae
Exons: 4
Coding region: 32-700 (222 amino acids)
Source: RefSeq, a predicted model, not a curated record
ACGCCAAGGUAGGGCCUUGCAGAAAGGAGAAAUGGAAGACUCUGGGAUACCAGAAGAGAAGGGAAUGGGAGCCUGCGAAGGUGAUGUUGUGAAGGAAAUGGAGGCAAUGGAUCUCAAUUUGAGUUCAAAGUCGGCAAAAAUUGUGGACCUGCUUAGGCGAUUUCUCGGAGUUCAGCAGCGGAGGGCGAAGGCGUACGCUAGUUGGCACCGGGGUUUUGCAGAAUACAUGGCUCAUGGAGAAGAAAUGGCUUAUCAACAACUAUGUGCCGAGAUCACUACUGAGUUCAAUGACUGUUCAAAGGAAGUCCUUGAAAUGGAAUCACUGUUUUUGAUGCCUGAAACAUCACGCAGCGACCUUGCUUGUCUUUUGAAGGAGGUACAAGUGCAAGAGAAGCAGAAAUUACAUUUGACUGCAAAGAUUCAGAUUCUGAAGAAGGCCGGUCGGCCAUCAGAGAGGCUGGUGAGCCAUGAAAGCUGUCGCUCCGGCAACGAAACAAAGCAUGAGUGCCGGCAUGUACGGGAGAUUACUGAAGCAGAUGGAACUCUGGAUGCUGAGGCUGACGCUGAGUAUGAAAGGUCUCUCAAGGAAGCCAUUAGAGGAGUCCAAGAUGCAGUGACAAGCAUCAAUGAGCACCUGGAGGAGGUGAGGUAUGAGAUUGAGGAACUAUGUCCAGGUAGCUUCUGUGGUACUGUAAUCUAAUUUGUCCCAUCGUUUUGGAAAAUAGCUCUACAAAUUGGAGUGAAAGAUCAAAAUUUACUCAUGGUUAGCCAAUUUUAUGGGAUCGUGCUGCAGAAUUCCUGUCUCUAAGUGGAGCUGUAGAUUUAGUCAACAAAUUCAUACCUCGGAAUAUGUUUAUAUUUAGGGAUAUUUACAUAAAUAGCACCCAAUUCCUAUGCAUUUACAUAUCUAACACCUAAACUUUGCUUU